Molecule: messenger RNA, 15444 nt
Organism: Gymnodraco acuticeps
Lineage: Eukaryota; Metazoa; Chordata; Actinopteri; Perciformes; Bathydraconidae
Product: microtubule-associated protein 1B-like
Exons: 7
Coding region: 10-11790 (3926 amino acids)
Biological process (GO): regulation of microtubule depolymerization; axonogenesis; microtubule cytoskeleton organization
Cellular component (GO): synapse; microtubule; dendrite
Molecular function (GO): actin binding; microtubule binding
Source: RefSeq, a predicted model, not a curated record
UUAGUUGUCAUGGCGAUGGAGUCAGCCUCGGCGUCCGUUGUUGCAGCAGUUGUUGCCAUGGAGAUGCCGGUGGUGCGAGGUGCGCUCCCGGUGGUAGAAGAGGACGAGGGUUACCGCGCGCCUCCCGGGUCCGAGGAGCGACUCCGGUAUCGGCGUGGAGGAAGAGGUAGACGCAGACGCGGGGUCCCGUUCAACCGGAACGGACACUACAUGCUGAUAGUGGUCGGGGAGAUCGGCACCGAGCAGCAGCUGGACGCCGUCAGAACGCACAUAGAGCGGGGAAUCCGAUCCUGGGACGUGGACCUGAAGAGCUGCGACCUUGAUCAGCAGCUGCAGCUCUUUAUAACCCGUCACUCCGCCCACUUCUCCUCAGAGGUCAGAGGACAAAGGACUCUCCACCACAGAAGUGAUGUCUUAGAGACCGUAGUGCUGGUCAACCCUUCAGAAGAUUCUGUCGUAUCAGAGAUCGAGUCUCUGGUCACUGACUCUGCAGCACAGAAGCUUCUGGUCCUGAGUGGACAGAGCUCGGAUCACGGUGGCCUUCUUCUUCAAAGCGGCGUUUUCAACCACCAGACCCUCUCACGAGUCUUCUCUGAUCCUGGGGUCAGUGAGUUGCUGGGCUCAGCAGCCCCGAAGCAGCAGGCUACUCUCACUGUGUCCUGCCGCGGGGAGGUGGGCUGGAGCUCCCUGGGACAACAUCAGACCCUGAGGGAGUUUCUGGAAUACAAACUAAACCCUGAGUCUGUUCUUCCCAAGAUGGAGGGCGUCACCGAGUUCACCGAGUAUGUCUCUCAGACGGUGGACGUCCCCUCACCUUUCGAGCUCCUGGAGCCUCCCACGUCCGGAGGCUUCCUGAAACUCUCCAAACCGUGUUGCUACAUCUUUCCCGGUGGGCGAGGAGACUCAGCUCUCUUUGCCGUGAAUGGCUUCAACAUCUUAGUGGAUGGAGGCUCUGAACGAAAGUCGUGCUUCUGGAAGCUGGUCCGUCACUUGGACCGCAUUGACUCGGUUCUGCUCACACACAUCGGAGCCGACAAUCUCCCAGGUAUCAAUGGGCUGCUUCAGAGGAAGAUAGCAGAACAAGAGGAGGAGCAUUCUCAAGGCUCCGUCAACUACAACGACUGGAUGAAGAACCUGAUCUCUCCUGAACUGGGUGUGGUUUUCUUCAACGUGCCCGAGAAGCUCCGUAUGCCAGAAUCUAAUCUUAAAGUGAAGCGCAGCAUCGAAGAAGCCUCCCUGACUUUGCAGUACCUGAGUAAACUAGGAAUCAAACCGGAGCCUCUCUUCCGAGUGUCCAGCAACACCAUAGAGCCCAUUACUCUGUUCCACAAGAUGGGAGUGGGCAAGUUGGACAUGUAUGUUCUCAACCCUGUCAAAGAUAGUAAAGAGAUGCAGUUUUUAAUGCAGAAGUGGGCUGGAAACAGCAAGGCCAAAACUGGUAUUAUUCUGCCCAACGGGAAAGAAGGAGAAAUAUCUGUGCCCUACCUGACAUCAGUUACAGCCUUGGUUGUCUGGCUGCCUGCCAACCCUGCAGAAAAGAUCAUCAGAGUGCUGUUCCCUGGGAACGCACCGCAGAACAAGAUUCUGGAAGGCCUAGAAAAAUUGAAGCACCUUGACUUCUUGCGCUAUCCUGUCGCCACACAAAAGGACAUUGCCUCCGGAGCUCCUGCCUCUGUUAUCAAACAAACCAAAUUAAAACAAAGAACAGACAGCAAAGAGAGUCUCAAGUCGUCCCCGAAGACUACUGCAAAAGCCUCAAAGAAAGAAACCGAGGGGCAAGACGAUGUCUCAGCCGCCACCGAGGCAAAGAGUGACUCUGUCAAGGAAAACAUAGAAGAAGAGAAAAAGCCUACUAAAAUAAUCAAAUCCAAAAGUGAUGUCCCGGAAAAGAAAAAGCUCCUGAAAGAAAAAUCGAUAAAAAAGCACCCGAAGGAAAGGGUGUCGAAGAUGGAUGAGAAAAAGGACAAGGAAAAGAAAGAGAUCAAGAAAGUAAAGAGAGAUGACUCGAAAGAUAUGAAGUCCAAAGACGACAAGAAGAAGGACUCGUCCAAACCAGAGCUGCGGAAAAUGACUAAACCUGAGCUGAAAACGUUCACACCGGAGGUCAGGAAGACGUUACACAAAGCUAAAACGACAAGCAAAGCGAAGAGUGGAAAAAGCAAGGCAGCAAAGGCGUUACCUGCUGAGCCGAAGCCAGAAGAGCCUGAGACGAUCCAACCUGAACCGACAGAGAACGGAGCUGCUGAGCUCCCGUCCGUCACCUCGAGCCCUGAAGACCUCACCAAGGACUUUGACGAUCUGAAAAGGUCCGUUGCGACCGAAUCUGCCGAGCCGAAGUCUCCAGAAAAGGAUGAUUCGGCUCCAGAAGCUAAAGCAGAAGACAAAGACAAAGAGUUGAGAGAAAUGGAAGACGCUCAAAAGUUUGAGGACGAAGGAGCAGCCUCUCAGGAUGAAGAAGAGGAGGAGGAAGACGAGUCCCCAGUUGCUAAAAAGACAACGAACGAGGAGGAAGAAGAAGAUAUGGGAAUUGGUGAAGAGGAAGACGAAGCAAAAUGGAAGGAGGCAAAGGACGACGGGCUUGACAGGAAACACGAGUUAGAAGAAAUGGAGAAAACAGGAAAUCUGGCAGCUCAGGUUGCGACAAAAUAUAUUCCCUUCGAAGAGGAAGACGAGGAAGAGGAAGAGGUGCUGGAGAAAGCCGAACUGGAGGAGGUAGAAGAUUUAGAUGUUAUAGCAGAUGAAGAGAUCAAACCUGAAGAUGAAGCUGAAGAAGAGGAAGAGGAGGAGGGCUACCUGUCGCAUGUCGGAGGGGCCACAGCUCCCAUCACUUCCGUACUUCAAGGAGCCACUGCAGCUGAACCCGUCUCCUACAUCCAGGACGAGACCAUCCCCGGAUACUCCGAGACAGAACAGACCAUCUCUGAUGAGGAGAUUCAUGAGGAGGCCGAGGAGAGGAUACCACACCUCCAAUACGAUGUCGGUACUUACGACAUCUCUGUUCCAGAUCAAACUGGAUCCUUUGUGAACAUUCACGGCAUGAGGGAGAUUCAAGCUGCAGCUCUGACGGAGAAGACGUUCCUCCCAGGCGUGCAGGAGCAGCUAUCGGUGUUCACCAGCAUCAUCACGGCUCCUCUGGCCGAAGAGGAGCACGUGUCUUCUGCGACGUCCAUCACCGAGUAUGACAAAGUGUGCUCCUUUCCGACUUCUAUCGCCGAGGAUCAUUCUGGGGGUUCUGCCGCAACUCCUCGAGCCGAGGAACCGCCUAAAAGCCCCCUCGCCUCCCCACCUGAUGCCAGCCAAGGCAAAGAGCAGCCACUCUCUGCAGGAACUAUUUCCCCACCUUCUCUAGAAGAAGACAAACUAAUCAAGUCUCCAUCUGAUGAGUUGCAUCUUCCGGUUGCAGAAGUCAAGACAUCGACUAAAGCUCCUGAAGCUCACUCUGAAGAGGAGGAGGAGGAGGAGGAAGAGGAUGAAGACCAAACUCCUAAUGUUGACAUUUCACUUGAGAAACUCCAAGAGGGGUAUGCUUCAUCCCAAUUCCCACAAGGUAAAGAGACUGAUAACACGCAGCUUGCUGGCUCCGUUUCUAUCAAGGGAACCAAACCAAUCCACCUCCCGAUUGAAGAAGAGAACUUGGAUGCUGUUGCGCCUAAAGAUCAUUCAUCCGUUGUGCCUACUAGACCUUUUGGGUCAGACUCAGUGACUUCAGAGAGCGAAGAGCGCUGCUUCAGUCCAGAUGAUAUCACUGUGAAAAUGGCAUCUCCUCCUCAUUCUGGACCUCAGAGUGCAGCUCACUCUCCUCUUCGUCAGUCCCCAGUGGAGGACAAGACGAAGGCGAGCCCUGAUUUGGAGCGGCAGAAGCAAGAGGAGGUCCUCCAUGUCGCCACAACAACUGAAACUACAAAGAAGGAUGAAGCAGAGACACAAAAGGACACACAGAAAGCAGAUCAACUUGAAGGGGACGUUCCCACAUAUUUGGAGAAACACAUAAAGGAGGUUCCAGUGAUGAAGGAGUCAGAGAAGGACUCUUCAUCAGUGCAAAAAGACGAAGGCAAAGACACAGAAACAAUCCCUGCUGUUGCGUCUUCAACAGAUGUUCAGUCCCCCGUGUUAGGAAGGGGUUCCCUCAUCUCCUCUGGACACAUCGAUGAAGAGGUUGACUCUACGCUCAGAGAGAAAGUGCCAAGUACCUUUCCAGAGAGGGAGAGCACUUUCCUCGAUGAUGAUGAUGAUGAUGAUGAUGAUGAUAACAACAAUGAUAAUGACGACCAUCAUGAUGAUAAAUCUGCAGUUAAGGUGGAACAGGAAAAAGAAAUGGACGACACUUCUGAUAUCUUACAAUUGAAGGAUGAGCAAAAACAGAAAUCUGUCACCCAGGAAGAUGUUUCUGCCGUCAUGUUCUUCACAGAUGAGAAAGAGGAAGUCAAGGGGAUCGCCUCGGAUAUUAAACCCAUGAAGGAAGAGCAAAUUGCAAAGGACGUUUCCGCAGUGGAUGGCGCUAUUAAAGAUGAACAGAAAGAGCCUGGAAAAGAUCAAACUGACAUCAAAACUACUAAAGAAGCAGAGAUGGAAACCGCUGCGUCUCAGGUCACACAAAUCAAAGGCGAGCAGAAAGAUGAUGACCUCAAAACCAAAGCCGGUGCUAUGGAAACUGAGGUUAAAAAGGACGAUGUGUCUAAGAGUGAGGUUCUGAUAGAGGAGGAGAAGAAAGAGACGGACAAGCGUGAUAUUUGUGACAUUAGGACUGUAAAGGCCGAAGCGAAAGAGAUUGAAAUGGUCAAAACCACAGAUAUCAAGCCUGUUAAAGACGAGAUGGAAAAAGAGUUAAAGAAGGACGCCAUGCCCAUCACUGAGCAUGCUAAAGAUGAGGAAAAGGAGACGGAAACAUCUGAUAUUAAAGUGAUUGAGGAUAAGAAAGAGAUGGGGAAGAUAGAAAUAUCUGCUACUAAGCCUUUUACUGGGGAGGAGAAAGAGAAAGGGAUGGGUGACAUUACUGGGGCUAAACUCACCAAAGAAGAAGAACUGAUUAGUAAGACUGAUACGUCUGCUGUUAUCAUGAAAGAAGAACAUGAGCAAGACAUUUGUAAAGAUGCCAUCUGGCCCACCAGCCCCACCACAGUGCAGGAAAGGGAUGCAGCUCUGAGGAAAGAGGACAUGUCUUCGCCCAAGCCAACUGCAGAACAAGAGAGAGAGAUGAGUAAAGAUGAUAUCUAUGAAACACAGGAGCACGAAGAAGAUAUGACAACAAGCAAGGAUGAUGCUAGCACCUUCAAACCUACUGUAGAAGAAGAGAAGAAGGAAGACGGGAGUAAAGAUGCUACUGCUGCGACUAAACUUACCAAGACAGAAGCUGGAGAGAAACUGACCAGUAGGGAAGAUAGUUCCUCAAACGAGACACUUAAGGAUGAAGUCAAACCAGUCAUGGACGACAAAAAGGGCCAAGAAACAAACAAAGACGACACUUCCAAGAUGGAUGAACAGGAUGUCAUGAUGAGCAAAGACAUCGUCAAAACAUCAACGGAAGAAUUUGUUGCUAAACCCACCACACAAGAUGAUAAGGAGAAAGAAAUCAGUAAAGAUAUCUGUGCUGUCAGAUCAAGUAUGGAAGUGGACACCGAGAAAGCAGUAGACAAGGAGGAACCUACAGUAACAAUUAAGGAUGACAUUUCUGGUACGAAGGGUGAAGAAAGCAAAGAUGGUUUGAAAAGCCCUGCGGAUGAGGGCAAGGCUGAGGUAAAAGAUGUAAAAGUCCUCAAGGAAGAGGCAAAAGAUGUACCCAAGGAUGACAUUUGCGAACAAGACAUGAAAGAAAAGAGUUCUGAGCUUGCACCUAAGGAGCAGAACAUUGGUACUUCAGCCAAAAGUGGAGACGUAAAGGAUAAGGACACUGAACAAGAUGACAAAGAGAAAGCAACAGAUGCCAGUGUUGCACAACCCAAGGACGUGGUAAUCAAACAGGAGACCGAGAAGUCUCCAUUAUGUAGUGCCAAGGAUGAGAAAGAACAAAAGAAGGAUUAUUCUUUUGAGUCUGAAUGUAAGAAGGAUGAGAAAAAAGAGGUAGACCUUCCCGUGUCUUGGAUCUUGGAAGGGGACACAACCAAAAAGGAUGAUAUCAGUGACGUGAGUGAUAAGCCACAAGACAUCUCUGAGAAGUCUGGUGAAACUCAGAAAGAGAAGGGAACGUUCGGAGCUACGUCAAUGCAGCAAGACACUUCUAUAACUGCAUCAAGUAAAGACCUGUCUCCAAGCCAGAGUCAGGAAGAGAGAGACCAAGAUACAAAGGUUGUUACCGGUCACGAAGAGAAGACAGAGAAAGAAAAGGACGACACACAUGUUGCUGAACUGAGCAAAGAACAGAAAAUGGAAAAGGAACAGGAAAAGGAAUACACAUAUGAGACUGAUGACACCAAAGAGGUAAAGACAGAACAAGAAGAGGAUGAAAAGAUGAGUGAAGAAAAGGAUUUAGGUGACAGGAAGACGGAUGAGAUCACUGAGAAAGACUCUGAUGCCGACCACACUAAGGAGGAUAAGUGGGAGAAAGAGGAGUUACAAGAGAAAUAUCUGGAGAAAACCAUUGAACAACCUGCACAGACAACAUUAGGAGAAGCAGCCAAGUCAGAUUGCAAACCUGCAUUUGUGGUUCAGUCCUCCGAUGAAGACAGCGAAGAUGUAGACGAAGAGGACAUGUGUAUGGGAGGAGCCGGCUCAAGACCUCUGUCGGUAGAUCUGAAGAAAUCAGAACAUGACAUCCCCUCGGUAGGUCUUCCCUCGCCCCAAAAACCACACACAAGUGACCCAACUAAGCCACCGAUAUCCGUCACAGUGAUCAUACCAACUCUUACAAUGCAGGAGCCCUCUCUUGAUGAGUUUGAAAAAGAAGAAUACAGUUUUUCCCCUGAAGCUGGGAAAGACGUUGUGAAAACAGAAACCACGGUUGCACCAUUUGCAGAGCCUUCCUUUGAUACUGUGACAUCAAAGGAGGACACAACCACUGUUCCCAAGCAAGACACAGCUCCUGAUGCCCCCGCGUCUAAAGCAGAACCAUUGUCAGAUGAGAAAAAGCCUGCGUUGUCGACGGUAUCGAGCGCCGACAGUCAACCGCGGAGCUCAACGCUCUCCAGCGCAGAGAGCCAGUCCAGUGUGGAGGAAACACCUCGAAAAGAGAAACAAACACCAUCCCUGUUUAGUUCAGAAGGCAGCGCCGCAGAGAAGACAGCACUAGAUGAGAAAGCAGGAAAGGAAGCAGAGAGGGAGAUGGAAGGAGAGCGAGAGGUGGCUUCUCCAGGAUUAGCACCGCCUUGUUCCUACUUCACGUUGGACUCUGAAGACAAGAGCCCCUCUGAUGCUGCAACACUGACUCCAGAGACUGUCAGUGGUAGCCUCGGAGAAGAAAAGCAAACCUUUGGUGCGUCCAAAUAUGAUCCGUAUGAAAAGCCCAUUCCAAAGGAUCAUGACUUGGACUCUAGGGAAGAAAGUGAGGUUUCUUUAGGUUUCGAACACCCCUCUGAUAUUGGUAUUGAUGAUAACAGAAGAACAAGCCAGACAGAGGCUGGAGGAGCCUUGUUCCUCCUGGACGAUCAGUACAAAGAAGAUUCUCUGUCCUUCAGUAGAGUCGAUUACAGCCCGGUGUCUCUGACGGAAAGUGAAAGAAGCGGCCACCACAGCCCAAGUGCCUCACCUAGAUAUGAAGACAGAGAGAAAGGCCAGGAGGAAGAAAGCCAGAAAGAAGAGAGACCAGAUACACCUUAUGUUGACAGGAGCUUUUCAUCCGUAGACAUGCAGGAUAACAAAAUGUCCCAGGCUGCUGAGUCUUAUUCUUUCACUCCUAAAGAGGACAAACCGGAGAAAUCUGAAAAAGAAAAGGAAGAUAUGAUGGAAGGGGCUUCAGCUGCGGCUUUUCCAUCAGGGGGGACACAAGAAAGUGAUAGCAGUGCAUCUGCUCAAUCACCAAGUGUGCCACUAAGACAGGAGACACCCUCUCCAUCAUGGAGCCAGUCAGAUCUCGGUACUCAAGUUUCAGCAACUCCUGUAGCUUUUGAGGAAUUUACAGAAAAGAAAACAACCGAAAAAGAGAAUGAAAAAUCUGCUGAGUCGCUCAAAGAAAAAUCUGCAUGUGGUCGGCAUUCACCUGCAGAAAAAGACAUUUUACCUCAACAAGCAACACCUUUACAGAAAGAAGAAACCUCAAGGCCUGUAUCUGCCGCCACGUUUUCAGGACAGGAAAUAGAUGAUAAUGUUUUGGCAUCUGACAACAGUCAAAUUAGCAGCUCUGCCUCCUGUAAACCAACUCUAGACUUUCCUGAUGGAAAAGAGAGCUUUAUAGAUAAAAGAUUACUUGUAGAAGGGGAAGAUUUCAAUGUGGAUGAUGAUGAAGACGAAGAUGAUGAGGAGGAGGAGGAUGAAGACGAGGAGUUAAGUGAUGUCGAUGUGGAGAAGGGCGCAAGGGAACAGUCCGAAAAAGAAAUGUGCAGACGAACCUCUGGUGACAGUGCUGUGUUAGCAGAGGUGGAGGACUCAAAUAAAAAGUUGUCUGAAUCAAGCGUCCUUAAAGAGGAAAAAGUCUCUCAACCAACAACUGGUGAAGCCUCAUGUUUAGACCAGCAGGAGGGAAGCAGAAAACCACAAUCGCCUGAAACAAAACCACUCAAAGAAGAUGACGCAGCCACAUCAAAAGUCCCAGAGACAAAGAGUGAAGAUGUUGGUCAAAUGACUUCAUCACCAGACCCUUACAAAAUGGACGAAAUCCAUUUCACUUCAACAGAUCUUCCCAAACUCCCUGAGACUAAGAAAGAGCAUUUGACUCCUGAACCAACCUCAAACAGGAGGUUAUCAUUGGCUCAGGAUACCUCCUAUGAAGCCCUACAGACAACACAGGGAGAUGACGACAAAGCGUCUCUAUCACCAAGCUUUUUGAAAAGGGAUACUGAACCAAUGCCCGCAAGCACCUUAACAUCCAGCUUUUUGCCACCUGACCAUUCAGAGUCUGUACCUUCAUCCAGUCCCUCCCUUCCUUUAAGAGGAAGCUAUGCCGACAUCGGACAGAGUAGACCUGGAGGUUAUUCUGAGCAUGUUCACAGUGAGGGAAGUCAGGUGGGAUUGAAAGAAGAUAAGAAAGAAACCUCAGAGGCCUCCCAGCUAUCCAAGCUAAGCGAUGAUAAACAUUACAGCCAAGAAGACGAGAGGCAGAGCUUAGAGAUCACAGCAAAACACAAGGAAACUGCCUCAUCACCUUGCACAUACACCACCCUAACAUACUCUACUUCAACAUUCUCCUCCACAUCGUACAGUUACUCAUCCUCAGCCUCAAUGUCCGGCCCUUUGAGCCAAGAGUCUGGAGACAAAGCUAAAACCAUAUCAGGCUCUACUGUACCUCUAGCCAAAGAGGAACCAUCGUUCAGGGCUGAGUCUUCCAGCUCUUGCUUUGGAGGGUUUCAGAGAGAUGAGUACAUGGAGGUGACGACUAAACCUACAACUAAAGUGUCUUUACCCAGCCAGUUUGAUGAUACCAAACCAUCAUCAUCAGUCUUCUCUACCACUGCCAAACAGACUAUGGAUCAACGUGGUUCUGCAAAGCCUGAAACGGACACAAAGUCAAGCACUGAUAGUUUUUACAUGCUAGAAACUAGGAUGACUACAUCUUCCGCAGCACCUUCUUUACAAAGUCAAGUCAAGGUGUCCGAGGGUUUGUCCUCAUCAGAGGCUUGCUUUGAUGUCUCUCCCCUCCAAAGGGCUGACUCAUCUGACAAGGUAUACCAAGAAUCAUCAGAAGAAGAGGAGCCUGUAACACUUGAAAUGGAGGACAGCGCCCUACCAUGUCGUAUAUGUCAAACUAUCAAAGUAGCACAGCAGGAGCAGAGCUUUUCAUCCACAACUGACUCACAUGUGGUUGAAAGUACCACUCAGUCCACAGAGACCAAGGCAGUCACCAUCACCUCUGCGUAUAUGUCUAAACCUGAAACAUCGCAACAGACAGCCUCACUUCCUUCACUGAGUGAUAGUGGAGCCAGCAAAACCACAUGUGCCACAACAGAGGUGUCCAAAACAAUGGAGGUAAAAGACGAAAAGACAAAUGCAGCUUUGAAGGAAGGCGCUAAGGUGUCAGGAAGUGAUGAAAAGGCAGAGACUGCUAAAGACAGUGAACGCAUAAUGUGUAAAGACAGCACAGACGAGAAGAAGGCAACAACUGAUACGAAGAUGUGUGAAAGAGCAGGAGAUUGUAAGGAAGACGAGGAGAAAAGCUUGUCAGAAAAGACACCAGAGAGACUAGUGGAAAGGAGAAGGAGCAGUAUAUCUGAUUGGGAGCUACUACAAAGGCCUGAAGACUGCCCAAGUGCCCCUCCUCCGGGUUAUGGGGAUGACGAUGAGGACGAAGAGGAUGAGGAAGCAAUGGAAUGGAGGACCAGUGCCCACGGUACCUCUAUGUCCUCCUCAAAAGAUGCCUAUCACACAGAAGCAUCCAGCAAAGGAGCAGCAAGGGCUGAUCGUCCUUCUGACUUGAACACCGGAGCCACCUCCUCUUCCUCCCAUCCAGGAUACUCGUCCUGCGAAUUCAAACACCGCAAAGGAGACCUUUCUCCAUCGUUCAUGAACCCCAGCCCUCACCCGCUGUCCAGUGACGAGGGCGAGGGCGCGGAGGAAGGACGCAGUGAGCACUCUGAGGAAGGGGACGAGGACGAUCAGGAGCAACACUCUGUAAAAAGGAGGUCACACAAGCAGAAGCCCCACCACACCCAGAGUGCUCACGGUGACUCUGGACAGGCGCCUCACCAGCUGCCCGGCCCCAUGUCUUCUGGUUUGGCAGUGACUCUAGCUGGAGAGGAAACUCCUCCGACAUCAGUGAGCGAGUCGUUGCCUUCGCAGUCGGAUUCUGACGUCCCUCCAGGAACCGAAGAGUGUCCGUCGAUAACGGCUGAAGGGAAUCUGGACUCGGACGAGGACGCUGAACAUCUUCCAGUGGACAAGUUAUCUGCAGCUGGCGGUGGACACCAUCCUUCAUCACCCAGGUCAUCGCAGAAGACUCAUGAUCCGGCUCCAACCGCGAUGAAGGACCCUUAUCCCCACCCUCCGCACCCAGAUGUGUGCAUGGUGGAUCCAGAAGCUCUUCUCAAUGAUAACAGCAGCACUGAGAAACUUCUUAAGAAGGAGCACAAAACCACCAAGGGCCUCAGGAAGAGCAAACCCAAAUCGGCCUCCCCUUCCCGUAAGGGCGAAGUCAGGAAGAGGUCCUCUACUCCAUCGAAGCAGGCCUCCAAGGACUCCUCCUCGCCUCGAUCAGCGUCCCUGAAGAGGAAGGACACGGACAGAAGCUCCAGGCUGAUCAAGAUGUCCGAGACUCAAGGCUCCAGGACUGAGAUCCUCAGCCCAGGGAAAGGCUUGGUCAACGGCGUCAAGACCAGUUCAGGCAACAUCCCCCAGAAAGCUGGCUCUGUUGUUCCCCCUGGACCCCCCAUCUAUGUGGACCUGGCCUAUGUGCCCAACCACUGCAGUGCCAAGAACGUGGACCAGGAGUUCUUCAAGAGGGUGCGAGCGUCGUACUACGUGGUGAGCGGGAACGACCCGGGCAGCGGAGAGCCGAGCCGAGGAGUCCUGGACGCCCUGCUGGAGGGCAAGGCUCAGUGGGGCUCCAAUUUACAGGUGACUCUGAUCCCGACCCACGACUCGGAGGUGACCCGGGAAUGGUACCAGCAGACCCACGAGAAGCAGCAGGACCUGAACAUCAUGGUCCUGGCCUCCAGCAGCACCGUGGUCAUGCAGGACGAGUCCUUCUCUGCCUGCAAGAUUGAGUUCUGAGCUUCACGAGCUUCACUCCCCCCGCUGUAACCUCCCCUCCCAUCUCUCCCCUCCCUCUCAUCUGUUCUCACUCAAAGCAGAGUGACCAGCACUCUCUGCUGCUUCAAAGCUUCAACGCUCUCAAUGCAUUUGCCGCAGCGCUCAAUACACUAGAUUCUGUUCGCUGAAAUCAAAGUCAAAAUUGUGGGUUUAUGCUUUCAUGUGUCAGUUAGGUCUGUAACCGUAAAACACUCCUACACUAGCACUAGGUGAAAACACAUUUUUAAUAACAUAAUGACGCUUUAUUUGACUCGUAUAACAGAUGCAUUGAUACGUGUUUUCAGCCACAGUUACACGACAGAAGUGUAGUUCUUAAACUGUUGGCUUCAUUCCAAAUUAACUCAGAAAUGUAAUCAUCUAACAUUAAAAAAAAGUAAAGCAAAUGUUACCUAAAUGAAUCAGUGAUCAAAAAAGUGUUUGGAUUGUAUCCACAGUGUUUUUCAAAGAGGAGACAUUCCUCGGUUUUAUUUUCAAUGCACAUGAUUUACAAUUCUGAUCAGUAGCUGCUGGAUUUACUCAAUACAUACGACAUAAAUCGAUGUAAUGUAAAAGACAAAAAAACAACACUUCUUGUAGUUUGUGGUGAAGUUUUAGGAGGUGCCUGAGGUUGCCACUGUUUGAGAUUUUACUUCUCGACUUUCUCUCUUAUCUGCUGCAUGGUGCUUGCGUUUUAGCUGAAAAUCGUUCGGAACUGCGUAGGGUUAACCCUUUCUGUAGCCAAGUGAUGGAUGCAGUUUAGAGUAGAUAGGUUACUGUUUGGCUGUGGUUCCAUAGGCCCAAGGACAAUGUCUUCAUCAUGCUCUGUGUGUUGUAUGACCUCCAGUACAAACAUGUGUCUAUAUCAAUACAGAGGUUAUGUUAAAUAAUUAGGAAUAAUGCAGAAAAUGAUGAAGCGAAUACAAUGUUUCUGAUUAUGCAUUUGAGAAGAAGGUUAAUGUAGAAUGAUCUGUCAUUUCCUCGUGUUCAGCAACAUGUCUCUGUCAGUAUCACAAAGUGACGAGAAAGGAAAAUAAUGUACAUGUGACUAAUGUAGCAACCGAAGCGAGAAUUAGAAGUGGGAACGGCAAUAUAUAUAUUUAUCAUUGGGGUUGUAUUUCAGGACAAUAAGUGGGUGUUACAGGAGGCGUUUUUCAUGUGCCUUUAGCUUGAGGUUUAAAGAGGAAGGAGGACAAGAAACCAGGGUAAAACAAAGAAACCAAGAACACAACUUUGAAAUAAAGGACCAGUCCGUUUAUACCAGUACGCACAAACCGUAUCCACACUCUGAAAUAAUACACUCAAUAACUAAAGAGUUCUUUAAUCAAAUUCAGCAUUAAAGCCACUUUUAAACAAAUAUGAAUGUCUUCGAGCGAAGUCUUGCAUUUUGUCCUUUUCUGAGAGUUUAGGGUUGGGAUGAAGUAGUUUGAGCACAGAGAGCGAGUGUGGUGAUAGAAAACGACUUUUACCUGUAAUAUCAAAUAAUGUAAAAACAGUCUAUCUUAUAUAUAAAGAAGCAAUUAAUCCCAAUAUUAUUCCUAGAUAAAUAUUUAUUACAGAACGAGCAUGAAUGAUUAUAUGCUGGACGCUGAUUUAAAGUGUCUUUGCAAUAGUUGUGUGUGUGUGAUAUAUGACACACACACACACACACACACACACACACACACACACACACCACACACACACACACACACACACACACACACACACACACACACACACACACACACACACAACACACACACACACACACACACACACACACACACACACACACACACACAGCCGCAUUAGAGAGUCGCUCACAUUGAUUUGAAAUGAGGCCACGUUUUAUUUCUUUAUUUAUAUCAAGAUUUAACAAAAUAAUUUACUUUUUUUUAAAAUAAUUUUGUUUUGAUUUGUAUUCUUUUACUAAUAUUUAUUAUAUUUGAUUUCUAAGAAAUACAUUUCUGCCGAUAUGGCUCAUCACAGACUUGUUUUUGUUUGUGUUAAGGACUGAUAUGAGGCCAAUGUGUGCGAUGGAGGAAAGGAGGCUUGGAUUUACAGAAAGCACUUUGUUCGAGCUAUUGAUCGAUCCAGAUGUUGCCAACUAAAAGCAGAAAGGAUCCUCUGCUUGUAUAGUUUAACUAAACUUAAUUAUUUCUCUCAAUCUAUUUCAAAAGCAGCUAGAGCGUGUUGUCAGAGUUUGUGCCAUUUCCUUUCCCUGUGUAACGCUCACACUUCUUUAUACCUCAUCUUCCCAAGCCUCCGUGCUCUCUGCUCUGCCUGGCCUCCCCUAACAUUAUACUGUCCAUUAUGCACUUUCUGAGCCUCGAUAUGCAUCUCAUGCUUGUGAUGAAUCAGAGGCAGACUUCUUAUUUUAUCCCACUGGGGAGAGUUUGAUGCAGGUUGUAUAUUAAACAGCUGGACAAUGCACAAGUACACUGGAGGGCACACUUAGAGGAGAGGAAAGGUUUACAUUGACUGUUAGAAAGUCGUUGUCUGGAAAUCAGAUUUAGUGGAGGGUCGGAUAUGUAGUGUCUUUUAAAAAUGGUCUUUAAGUUGGCAGAUUCCAAAUACCCAGCCUUGAGGCUUUCAAGGCACCAGUAGAACGCUGUGAAUCGCUCGAUACUGAACUGUGUGACCACAUGCAGAAGCUGAAUGCACUAUAGAGGAGAUCUAUUUUUCUGAAUGUUGAGUUGGUACGACCAUGCGAAUGCUGCUGGAUCAAAACAAUAGAGAAAAUAAAUAAAAAUAAAAACAAAACACACCAGCCUUGACAGAAAAUACAUUGUGUGGAGCGGAGGAUGAGAGCAGAAACGGUUUGAUGUUUUGACGACGCUGUCAUUACGACUGUUCUGCGUCAUCCUGAUGGGACAGAAAGCGAGGGAGAUCCCGUAACUAACACAUUAACACUAACACAGAAAUAGUACUAAAUGCAACGUUAACUUUUUCCUGAAAAUGACUUGAAACACAUGCAGACUCAAAAAACAAAACAUGGAUGAAAUGAAACAAACGCCACAUGUACGUGUAUGUGCACAGAUUGUACAUAUCGCUCUGGAGAGAACAAACCUGAAAGAUAUAUAACACACUGUCCUGUUAACCGGUUUUAAUGACAAUACUCUCAAAACUACUUCAAGAUAAAACACUGACAAGAUACAGAACGAAAUACAAAUCUAUCAGUUCAAUCUCAUCGCCAUCGCUGCAUCGAAAUGAAGAUUUCAUUUGAUCUCAACAUGGUGUCGAUCAUCCAUUUAAUCUCUGCAUGUGAUUUAUUUAGUUAUAAUCCUGAAUGUAAUUGUUUAACAUGGAAAUAAUAAUAACAAAUACAAUGCUAUUUUAAAGAGGUAUAUUUGUAAAAAGAACAAAAAAAGCGUAUUGUCUUAACUGGUCCUGAAAUACAGUAAUAUAAUAAUAUAAUACUGGGCUGUGCUUUUAUUGUUUACCCUGUUAACAUGUUGUUAAGAAACGCUGUAUUGGUCUGUUUGAUUCUCUCAGUUCAUUUUGCAUUGUAUUAAUCUUAGUUACGUUUCUCUUCCUCAGCGCAAUAUUCAAUAUCUCUCUGUCUUUAAAUCUAACUUGUAAAAGUAGAACUACUUCAGAUUCAUUGUAAAAGGGAAACAGCCUGGUGAUCAUCUAUUAAAGUACAUUUAAAUCUCA